GCGAAACCACUUCAGUUUCUACAGGAAAGCUUGGCCUACCUUGCCUAACCUAGGGCGUAUUUUCUCUAAAACAAGAGCACGAGGAAUUAUCCGAGUUCAGAUAAUAACAGUGAACCGUUUAUGGCAUGGUGAUAAAAGAAAUUAUGGCUGAGAGCAGCGCGACUAGGAGCUUUCUGGCAUUGGCACCCACCUCCAGCAACCUUAAUGAUGAGCUCGGAGAAGAUAUCACGAUACCUCCAGUUAUUUCUGAUAUAGUCCAACCAAGUCAGAACACCAGCCUUAAAACGCCAUUAUCAUUUUACUCAAAUCAGCAACAUUCGACCAGAGAACAAAAAAUUCAGGAGCCCUCUAGGGUUAUCCCGGCAUCACCAUUGCAAGCAAGGCCCCAACUAGCUGUGCAUAUUAGGUCAUCAGCACCAUCCUCACCAUCUCAUACCAAGCAAGGACAGCCUAUAGGAAUAAGUCAGGAACCGCAACCAAGACGGAAUCCUCCAACUGCAAGGGGGAAUAUCUCUGUCGUUCUGCCUCCAGCUUCCGUGCAACAUGGAAUAGAAGGAGCCAAUUUCCAACCGAAGAAGAGGGGCAGACCAAAGGGCUGGAGGAAGCCUGGAAACUCCUAUGCGGAUAGAAGAGAAGGCGACACAGGGGAUGCUAAACCCAAUGUACCCAGGAAAGACCCCUCUAAAGAACCGAAGCGGCGUGGGAGGCCGCCACGCGAUCCUAUACCUUCGGCUAGAGAAUGGUACCUACGGUCUAAUGUUGAAUACGUGCCAUUCUUGUGCGAAUGGAAACGGUCUUCGGGGCACCCUUGUCCAGCAGAGCUGCAAAACAUGAAAACACUACGCAGGCAUGUUUUUCUCGUCCAUGGGGAUGAAGACCCGUUAGUCUGUCAGUGGGGUAAGUGCGUAGCAAGGGACACCCCUAUAUAUUUCGCAACCCAAACAGAAUUCGAAGAGCACAUGGAGAAGGUGCACUUCAGGUCGUUUGUGUGGCACAUGGGAGAUGGGUACCAGAACGAAGGUAUCGCGACACUGAAGCGAGAUGCUGACGAACUUCCGGAGUACUUGUUUGACGGGGAUGGAAACCAAGUCACUCCAUCAAUUACUGAACAGCAACUCGAGGACGAUCAGCAGUAUAAAGAGAGGAAGCGGAAACUGAGGCGUCUCCUAAUUCAACAGGACGAGAAUGCCCUAACUGAAGAGGAAUACGCAAGGCAAACGCUUGGGCUCGUCUGAUUUAAGAUGACUAUGUCUUCUUAUUCAUACGUAGCAGCAAUAGGGAUAGCUUUAUUCCGUGCUGAGCCGCAACCCAGAUAUACACAAUUGGUCUAUCUGUUAAUAAGGGUUAGGUCUCUAAAGUCGACUCUAAAGGAAUAAUAGCUUUCAUGGUUACCGGUUACCUCUUUCGAUAUUCGAACAUUCCUAUUUAGGAUGCAGUUUAGGCGUGUAUAUAAUUGUAGCAAGAAACCUGUAAAACAAGCAUAUAACAAGCAUCCCUUUGACUUUGACACGACUCCCAUUUCCGUAGGUUGCAUACAGUGAUGGGCAGUUAGGUUUUCAAGGGCAUAACUUUACCGGGCUUCUAUGCAGCCUUAGACAUCACCGUGUACAGCAGACGUAUUAUGUCUAUAUGCCAAAACAGAGCUUAAGUUAAAAGCGGAAUGCACCGCAUUAAGUAUAAAUCUAGUAUGAUAAUAUAGCAUGACGCGUUAUGGAGUUACGACAUAUGUAUGUAUAGG
Molecule: messenger RNA, 1738 nt
Organism: Daldinia vernicosa
Lineage: Eukaryota; Fungi; Ascomycota; Sordariomycetes; Xylariales; Hypoxylaceae
Exons: 2
Coding region: 126-1235 (369 amino acids)
Source: RefSeq, a predicted model, not a curated record